GAUUGUAUUUGUUUUUCAAUGGCUGGAUGAUCCUGGUGUGCCAUAAAGUCAGCAUAUAAUUAAACUAUUCUUUGUACCUGGAGGUCCAGUUUAAAAAACUUUAAUUCACAGACUUUGAAGAUUAUGUGUGAAAAAAAAUGACACUAUCAAUAGAUGUAGAAGAGCCUUUGAUAAAACUCAAUUUAUCUCUUCAGGAUGAAAAAGAACCUAAACUCAAGAUAGAAGAGACCCUUUUAGCUUGACAAAAGGCAUCUCUAACAACUCUGAGUCUGCAAUGGUGGACAAGCCGUCAGAUCCAGGCAGGGUGGGAGGCACUGUGAGCAACUGUUGUCUAUUGCAAAAAGAAAAUUGGGGUACGGGGCUCCAAGCAAAGCAAAAUCUCACACUGGUCCAUCUCCCUUCCACAGGAUGAACGAAACUCUGCUCUGGGCCGCGGGGUGGUUCGGGGCCCAGGGCCCGGGCCAGGUAGAUGGUGAGAGCAGCCCCGAGAGGAAGGAGCUGGGCACCGCCCGCUGGGUGCUGAGCGCGAUGGUCCUGUUCACCUGCGCGGGUGGCGUUGUGGGCAAUGGCCUGGUGGUCUGGCUGCUGGGCUCCCAGGGGCAGAGGAGCCCCUUUAGUGUCUAUGUCCUCCACCUGGGCGUGGCGGACCUCCUCUUCCUCCUCUGCAUGGCCUCCAAGGUCAUCCUGAAUUGCUUCCGGCUGGGUGUCACAGGCCACAUGGCCCUGGAGAUGGUGAGCAGGGGAAAGUACUUCACCUACACGGCCGGCCUGAGCCUGCUGACCGCCAUCAGCAUGCAGCGCUGCCUCUCCGUCCUCUUCCCCAUCUGGUACAAGUGUCACCGGCCCGAGCACCUGUCGGCCGUGGUGUGCGCGCUGCUCUGGGCGCUGUCCCUCCUGCUCAACACACUGGCCGCGUUCUUCUGCAGUAAAUUCUGGGGCUGGGACAAGCGGCACUGCUUCACGAUUAACUUGGUCAUCAGCAUCCUCCUCGUGGGGGUCUUCACGCCCCUGAUGGCCGGGUCCAGCCUCAUCCUCUGCGUGCGGGUGCAGAGGAGCUCCACGGAGACCCGGCGGCGGCCCACGCGGCUGUACGCGACCAUCCUGGCCUGCGUCCUGGUGUUCCUCGUCUUCGCCCUGCCCCUCGGCAUCCACUGGUUCUUCAUCUGCUGGCUGGACCUGCCCCAGUGGACGAAGAGUCUCUCCGGCCUACUUGCCCGCCUCUUCUCGGCCUUGAGCAGCAGCGCGAACCCUGUCAUCUACUUCCUGGUGGGCAGGCGGAAGAGGCGCGGUCUACGGGAGCCCCUGGGGGCCGUGCUGCGCAGGGCGCUGAGGGAGGAGCCGGAGCUGGAGGCGAGGGAGACGGCCUCCAUCACCGCCACCACCGACCCGGGGGCCGGAGAGCCCCGCACCGUGGACACCCGCCUGCGCAGCUGGGAGCCCAGAAGGCUCUUUGCAUCCCAUCCUGUGGGGGUCUCUUUCCCGCCCUCCAAGGCUCCCCACUGA
Odocoileus virginianus texanus is the source of this 1503-nucleotide messenger RNA. RefSeq names its product mas-related G-protein coupled receptor member D. Lineage: Eukaryota; Metazoa; Chordata; Mammalia; Artiodactyla; Cervidae. Gene Ontology annotation, biological process: G protein-coupled receptor signaling pathway. The record is from RefSeq and is a predicted model, not a curated record. Gene Ontology annotation, molecular function: G protein-coupled receptor activity. Gene Ontology annotation, cellular component: membrane.